GCGUGAGUCAGUCGGUGAGAGCCAGCGCGCGGCACUCCGCGGUUCGCCAGUUUCGCACUCGCGUCAGUCUAGCCCCGUUCUCCACACGGCUCGCGCACACCGCCACGCUCGCACAGAUUUCCCCGCGAGUAAAAUCGUUCAAGGCAGCGCUGUUUCGACACGCCACUCGGUUGCGAAAGUCUCGCGAUGAUAUACAAGUGAGAGCUCACAUCGGACGCUAGGGUAACGCUCAUCGCGGUGAGCCAGUUUAGUGGAGCGAAGACAUUCAGUCGGCCAGGGACGGGGGGCGCGCGACGCCGACGGUCGCACACGCGGGAGCAACGAUUCCUACGCAUACUUAUCGUGUGAGGGCCACGGAAACCAAUUUUUAAUGUGUCAAGUCAGUAUAGCUUACUGCUGCUACGUCAGAUCGCAGAGCGCUUCGAGCAGGAACUACAAGGUUAUGCAGAUGAGUUCUGAACGCUUCUACACCAGGGGUAAUCAAAGGACCAUUCAUAACUUCAAUAAACUUUAACGUUCGGUUGACUGUGUACUGAGUGCUUAUCCGUAUCGUAUUCGUAUCCUUCAUUAUCGUUCGGUGUCACGAUCGCUAAUUGCUAAUUACCUACCCGGAGUCGAGUGAUAAGGCGCCAGAUUGGUGGACGAGUGUGACGAUCGCAGAUUGGCGCCAGCUGGCUUGCACGAUGGCGACCGCGCUCGACGAGACGUUGCUGUCGCGCUGCGAGAUCCCCAUCAUCGACCUGGCUCACAUAGGUACAGAUGUGUGUCCAAUGAAAUCCGUGGUGAGGCGCAUCGGCCAGCAGUUGUUUACAGCUCUCAGCGAGAAAGGCCUCGCUAUGCUUGUCAACCACGGAAUUGCUGAAGAAAAGCUUAAAGCAGUGUAUGCAGAUUUGGACAACUUCUGUGCCUUGCCGGAGGGGUCCCAGGCGCAGUACCUGUGCAACCCGGACAGCAACCAUGGUUACGUCCGCCCGGGGAUGGAGCAGUUCGAUAUCACUAAGAAGGAGCUACGUCAUUCGUUCAACAUCACAACACUGUCGGCCGCAUCGAUGCCUGCACAGGAGGAGGUGCCAGAGUUCACCCAGCACGCCGUCCCUCUCGCACACGACCUCACAAACCUCUCCCGCGUUCUUCUGCAAGCGCUGGCCUAUGCUUUCGGUUUAGCACCAGCAACAAUGCUCGCCUGCCACUCCGGCAUGCUGAAGAGCGACGGCUGCAACCGCUCCAGCAUGCGCAUCCUGUACUACCCGCCCGUGCCGCCCGAGGACGAGGGCCCGUGCUGCCAGCGCGACGGCCAGGCCUACACGCGCUGCGGGGCCCACUCCGACGCCUGCACUUUCACUCUUGUCGCACAGGAUUCGGAGGGUGGACUUGAGGUGAAGCUGAAUGACAAGUGGCAAGCUGUGGGUCAUCUUCCUGGGGCGAUCCUCGUGCAGCCUGGAGAAUUGUUGGCUUCGUGGACCACCAACUUACUACCAGCACUUAUGCACCGAGUGGUCGUGCCAACGGGGACGUACGCUCGCGCGCGCGGGCGUCACUGCGUCGCAUUCUUCUGCCACCCCGACAAAGACGCGGUUAUUCCCCCGAUCGCCCCGCGCGCCGUGCCCGCCCCCGCGCCCCCCGCCUUCACCCCGCACGUGCACCUCACCCUGCACCACCGCCUGAUGAACGCCGCGCACCACAUACAGAAGCGCUUCAGGGAAACGUACGCGUGACUAGUACGGGACACUAACAGCGAGGCGUACAAGAACCUCGCUCGUCGACACACCGCACCUUGACACACGAUUUAACUACACAAAAGCGUACGAUCACACUAGUGGCAUCAUCAAAGCCCUAUAUAGUUCUUAGUGGACUGAUUUUCUCCAUCAUUAGAAGCAGCUUCCUUUCGGCUCAUGUCCUUUACCAAUCAGUCAAACGUAUCUAGUCUUCCUAGACUUUUGACAUCCAGCUUGUAGACUAGUGACAUCAUCGUCGAAGCUCUGUGGCUCUUAUAGCUCUUAAUGGACUAGACUUCUCCAUCAUCAGAAGCAGUUUCCUUCCAGUUCAUGUCAUUACCAAUCCGUUGAAGCCAUCUAGUCUUCCUUGACUUCUGUCUGGUUUGACCUCCAGCUAGUCCACUAGUGACAAAUCGCGCAAUAAACCUACAACAUCUUCUGAGAAGCAUAUUCUUUGGCAUUUACCUAUGCUGCAUGCCGAUCCUAUAGUCUACUCCAAUUUUAGGCGUAUUCACAAUAUUUGCAUAUCAAUUCUAAUCCACGCACCUGUACUGCUCCAACACAAGUUGAUUGGAGCAAUUGCAGUUGCAUGGAGCAGUUAGUGUGCUGAUAUAGCGGGAUACGCUGCUUUAGACAAUCCGGGCAAACAUUGUAAAAAAACAUGAAGGCGCUACAAAAAUUCUGGUCGAUGACAGAUAAAGGCUGGUCCUACUUGAUUUUUAUUCUCGCUGCAACUAUGUACAAGAUUCCGACGGAACGAAAAGUUAUAAAUUAUACCCUAUUCGGAAAAAUCAAACAAAUCAAAGGUCAUAAAACGAGCCCAGAACGUAUCCUCAGGACCAUUGCCAACACUUCGCGUUUUACUUGCGACAAGGAAAUACACCAAUAUCUAGAAAUGCCAACAGUUAUUUACGAAAUCAUAAAUA
Molecule: messenger RNA, 2641 nt
Organism: Maniola jurtina (meadow brown)
Lineage: Eukaryota; Metazoa; Arthropoda; Insecta; Lepidoptera; Nymphalidae
Gene: FNSI
Product: 2-oxoglutarate-Fe(II) type oxidoreductase ppzD
Exons: 7
Coding region: 684-1715 (343 amino acids)
Molecular function (GO): dioxygenase activity
Source: RefSeq, a predicted model, not a curated record